CGGCGCAAGACAAGAUGGCGGCGCUCGUGCUGUGCGCCCGCGGAGCGGCCUCGGCCCGGGGCCUGGUGCAGCGAGCCGCCCACCGCAGCCUGCUCCCCGGGCUCCGGGGAUUGACAUCUUCAAGUAAUAGACCUCGAGAAGACAGCUGGUUAAAAUCCUUAUUUGUCCGGAAAGUUGAUCCAAGAAAAGAUGCUCACUCUAAUCUUCUAGCCAAAAAGGAAACAAGCAGUUUAUACAAAAUACAGUUUCACAAUGUUAAACCAGAAUGCCUAGAUGCAUACAACAAAAUUUGUCAAGAGGUAUUGCCAAAGAUUCAUGAAGAUCAACAUUACCCUUGUACUUUGGUGGGGACCUGGAAUACGUGGUAUGGCGAGCAAGAUCAAGCUGUUCACCUCUGGAGGUAUGAGGGAGGCUAUCCAGCUCUCACAGAGGUCAUGAAUAAACUCAGAGGAAAUCAGGAAUUUGUGGAAUUCCGUAAAGCAAGAAGCAAUAUGCUUCUCUCCAGGAAGAAUCAGCUGCUGCUGGAGUUCAGCUUCUGGAAUGAACCUGUCCCCCGGUCAGGACCUAAUAUUUAUGAACUCAGAUCUUACCAACUGCGACCAGGAACUAUGAUUGAAUGGGGCAAUUAUUGGGCCCGUGCUGUUCGCUUCAGACAAGAUAAUAAUGAAGCAGUUGGAGGAUUUUUCUCUCAGAUUGGACAACUGUAUAUGGUGCAUCAUCUCUGGGCAUACAAGGAUCUUCAGACUAGGGAAGAUAUACGGAAUGCAGCUUGGCAUAAACAUGGCUGGGAAGAAUUAGUAUAUUAUACAGUCCCACUUAUUCAGGAAAUGGAAUCCAGAAUUAUGAUCCCACAGAAGACUUCCCCUCUCCAGUAAAGCUUUGGAGUUGAGAUAUGUCUACAUAAAUGUCUGUGACAAGUAUUUUCCAUAAAUUAAUUUUAAUUUUAUAUCAAGUGAAAAGAAUUGUAAACUGCUGUAUAUAGCUUACCAAAGACCUCUUUUUCUUUAAAAUUUACAUGAUCACAAGAAAAUUAUUACAGAUUUAUUGUAGCGGUGUUCAGUAGUGCUCUUUAUAACAACUGUUUGUCAAAUAUACUGUAUAAUGUUGAGGCACCCCUUUCUACCCUCUAGGGAAAGAGGGCUUAAAUUAAAAUUUGAUCCAUUUUCAAACAAGAAUCCAACCAUUAGGAAAAGUCAGCUAUUUACUUACAAGAAGAAAUUUUGUGGGCCGAAGAGAUAACACAGCGGUAGGGCAUUCACCUUGCACACUGCCAACCCAGGACAGACGGUGGUUGGAAUCCCAGAGUCCCAUAUGGUCCCCUGAGCCUGCCAGAGGCAAUUUCUGAGUGCAA
This is a messenger RNA of Suncus etruscus (white-toothed pygmy shrew), 1351 nucleotides long. It is a transcript of the gene NIPSNAP2, whose product is annotated as nipsnap homolog 2. The transcript is spliced from 10 exons. The record is from RefSeq and is a predicted model, not a curated record. Bases 15 to 875 code for a protein of 286 amino acids. Lineage: Eukaryota; Metazoa; Chordata; Mammalia; Eulipotyphla; Soricidae. Gene Ontology annotation, cellular component: mitochondrion.